Molecule: messenger RNA, 734 nt
Organism: Vollenhovia emeryi
Lineage: Eukaryota; Metazoa; Arthropoda; Insecta; Hymenoptera; Formicidae
Exons: 5
Coding region: 306-650 (114 amino acids)
Source: RefSeq, a predicted model, not a curated record
UUCUCCUCGAUUAAAGAUUUGAAAUACAGUUAUAUAAUAAAAAAAGUUGGAGUUUUUACGAUAAACUGUUUAUCCUCUAAUUAAUUCAAUGUGUCAUUUAAAAUUAUUGUGCAAAUAAAACUUUAAAAUUUAAAUUAGCAAUAUAAAGUCUCCGUUGAAAUCCAUAACAAUACUAAUAGAUUGAGGUAAAGAAAAAUUAUACCUGUGUAAACAUCAACUUUAGAUCUGUUUAAGUAUCUAUCUCUCAAAUUAAAAGGAAUAAUUUCGCAAAGCCCACGAUUUUAAUAUCUUGAAUUAAAUCUUCUAUGAAAAAAGAGCGAUCGGGGGUAGACACCCUUUCCGGUGGUUGCCAGGAAAUAUCGAUCUGGCCGGAGGGAUGGAUGCUGCUGUUCUCAAUGAUGGAUUCGAUUAAAGUCAGCAUUCUUUUCCUACAUUCAUGGUUUUACAUCCAUGGAAAUAUGACUGACGUUCUGUCAAGCGUAAUAAGCGAGUUAAACUACUUAACUUCAUUAUCUCUUGCCAUUGCGACGCCAAAAUGCAGGAGAUAUGCUAAUGCGCCAACUAUUAAGAGCGACGGCAUACAUUUAUGUGAAACCCCUGAAAUAGAUACUGUAUUUUUCGUCAAUAAUGCACCUUGUCGUGGCCCUUGACAUAUAAUCAGUAACGUAACGUGCGGGGGUGGGUAUCGUGCCGAGUGACGAGCAGCGAAAUACAAAAAGCUCUCGCCUAAGGGG